UCACACCAUCUUUCUUCUUCUUUUUCUUCGUCUCUACAGGGACGGCUAUGAUCAGCUGACUUGUAUCUGCUCUGGCUCCUCAGCAAGUGUGUGCAAGAUAUGAUGGAGGCUGUUGACAAACCUUACAAGGAAUCAGAUUUCCACCCAGCUGGGUCCAAUUUGGGGAGACUUUCCUUCAUCAAUUGAAGACUUCCAACAAGUUACCUAAUAAAGCAAGGGAAUAAAUCGAGGAUACUUUCUCAACAACGCUACGUUUUCUUGUGAUAUUUAACGUGAAGUCUUAGGACAAAAAAUGAGUCGUUUCAAGGGCUCGCCGUACCGGCGGCAAGAUUUGGAGGUCGGAGACAGCCGGUCUGAAGGCUUCGACGGCGACGACGACGCCAGGGAAACUUCUUCUGGGCCCUUCGAUAUUGAUAGCACCAAGAAUAUCCCCAUCGCACGGCUCCGACGUUGGAGGCAAGCGGCACUUGUGCUAAAUGCUUCUCGCCGAUUUCGAUACACAUUGGACUUGAAAAAGGAAGAAGAUAGGAAGCAGAUAAUAAGGAAGAUUAGAGCACAUGCACAAGUUAUACGGGCUGCAUAUCUUUUUAAAGAAGCUGGGGAUCGAGCAAAUGGGAUACCAAUAUCACCUCCAAUCCCCAAUGGUGAUUAUGGCAUUGGACAAGAGGAACUGGCUUCAAUGACAAGGGAUCACAAUUCUAAUGCUCUGCAGCAAUAUGAUGGGGUUAAAGGGUUAGCAGAGUUGCUAAAAACAAAUCUAGAGAAGGGAAUUCUUGGAGAUGAUGCUGAUUUACUACGACGAAGGAAUGCAUUUGGAUCAAACACAUAUCCCCGAAAAAAAGGACGGAGUUUCUGGAUGUUUCUCUGGGAAGCUUGGCAAGAUUUAACCUUAAUCAUCUUGAUGAUAGCUGCAAUUGCUUCCUUGGCGCUGGGUAUAAAGACAGAGGGUAUUAAAGAAGGAUGGUAUGAUGGGGGGAGCAUUGCCUUUGCAGUUAUUCUUGUUAUAGUUGUUACAGCUGUAAGUGAUUACAGACAAUCCCUUCAAUUUCAAAGUCUAAAUGAUGAAAAGAGAAAUAUACAUAUGGAGAUCAUUAGAGGCGGUAGAAGAGUUGAGGUUUCAAUAUUUGAUGUUGUCGUUGGUGAUGUUAUACCCCUCAACAUAGGGAACCAGGUCCCUGCUGAUGGAAUUUUGAUUUCUGGUCACUCUCUUGCAAUUGAUGAAUCAAGCAUGACUGGAGAGAGCAAGAUUGUUCACAAGGACUCGAAGGCACCAUUUCUAAUGGCGGGCUGCAAAGUAGCAGAUGGGAGUGGCAUUAUGCUGGUAACAAGUGUUGGGAUAAAUACUGAAUGGGGAUUGCUCAUGGCUAGUAUAUCAGAAGACACUGGUGAAGAGACGCCGUUGCAGGUACGAUUAAAUGGGGUUGCGACUUUCAUUGGUAUAGUUGGGCUCCUAGUGGCUUUGGUUGUCUUGGUUGUUCUUUUGGCAAGGUACUUUACUGGCCAAACCACAAAUUCAGAUGGAAGUAAGCAAUUUAUUCCAGGCCAGACAGGUGUUGGUGAUGCCGUAGAUGGAGCAAUUAAAAUUGUUACUGUUGCGGUCACAAUUGUAGUUGUUGCAGUGCCUGAGGGGCUUCCUUUAGCUGUUACCUUGACCCUUGCCUACUCAAUGAGAAAAAUGAUGGUUGACAAAGCUUUGGUACGGAGGCUUUCUGCUUGUGAGACCAUGGGCUCUUCCACAACUAUUUGCAGUGAUAAGACAGGAACUCUAACUUUGAAUCAGAUGACUGUUGUUGUGGCUUAUGCUGGUGGGAAGAAAAUUGAUACACCGGAUAGAGGCUCACUCUCGUCUUCCCUGCUAUCCUCUCUACUUAUUGAAGGCAUUGCACAAAAUACAAAUGGCAGUGUUUUUAUUCCUGAGGGUGGUGGAGAUGUAGAGGUUUCUGGGUCCCCAACAGAAAAGGCCAUUCUCAAUUGGGGAAUCAAGAUUGGGAUGAAUUUUGAAGCUGUCAGAUCAGGCUCUUCAAUUAUCCAAGUUUUCCCAUUCAACUCAGAGAAAAAACGUGGGGGUGUUGCUAUAAAACUGCCUGAUUCUCAAGUUCACUUGCACUGGAAAGGGGCGGCUGAAAUAGUGUUAGCCUCCUGUACUAGGUAUAUUGAUGAAAAUGACAAUGUGGUCCCAAUGACUGAAGAUAAGGUGUUAUUUUUCAAGAAAGCCAUUGAAGAUAUGGCUGCAGGUAGUUUGCGUUGCGUUGCCAUUGCAUACAGACCCUAUGAAAUGGAAAACGUCCCAACUGAUGAAGAGCAACUGGAUCAGUGGGUACUUCCUGAGGAUGACCUUGUUUUGCUGGCUAUUGUUGGUAUAAAGGAUCCUUGCCGACCUGGUGUGAGAGAAGCAGUGCAACUAUGCCAAAAAGCUGGUGUCAAGGUACGGAUGGUUACAGGUGACAAUCUUCAAACAGCUAAAGCAAUAGCCUUGGAAUGUGGAAUACUAGUUUCAGAUGCAGAUGCUACCGAGCCAAAUCUCAUCGAAGGAAAGUCAUUUCGUGCCUUACCUGAAUUGCAAAGACAGGAUAUUGCUGAUAAGAUAUCGGUCAUGGGAAGGUCUUCUCCAAAUGACAAGCUUCUUCUUGUGCAAGCAUUGAAAAAGAAAGGGCAUGUUGUUGCUGUAACUGGAGAUGGAACUAAUGAUGCUCCUGCACUACACGAGGCAGAUAUUGGUCUUGCAAUGGGCAUUUCAGGAACAGAGGUUGCAAAAGAGAGCUCUGACAUCAUUAUCUUGGAUGACAAUUUUGCGUCAGUUGUCAAGGUUGUCAGAUGGGGACGAUCUGUAUAUGCAAAUAUACAGAAAUUCAUCCAGUUUCAGCUCACAGUUAAUGUUGCAGCUCUAAUAAUUAAUGUCGUGGCAGCAAUUUCCUCUGGCAAUGUUCCACUAAAUGCAGUGCAGCUGCUCUGGGUUAAUCUUAUCAUGGAUACUCUUGGAGCACUUGCAUUGGCCACUGAACCACCAACAGAUCACCUGAUGCACAGGCCUCCAGUUGGUCGAAGGGAACCAUUGAUAACAAAUAUCAUGUGGAGGAAUUUGUUGAUUCAGGCCCUAUAUCAAGUGAUCGUCCUGCUUGUCCUCAAUUUCCGAGGUACAAGUAUUCUGAAGUUAGGUGGCACUCCUGAACGUGCUUCCAAAGAGAAGAAUACAGUGAUAUUCCAUGCAUUUGUUCUUUGUCAGAUAUUCAAUGAGUUUAAUGCACGGAAGCCGGAUGAAAUUAAUGUAUUCAAAGGAGUCACUACCAACCGUCUUUUUAUUGGGAUAGUGGGAAUAACUCUCGUGCUUCAGAUCCUUAUCAUCGAAUUUCUUGGGAAGUUUACAUCAACUGUCAGAUUGAAUUGGCAGCUUUGGCUUGUUUGUAUCGGUAUUGCUUUUAUCAGUUGGCCUCUUGCGGCUCUUGGAAAACUGAUACCAGUCCCAAAAACUCCUCUUAGCAAGUUCUUUACAAGGAUGUGUCGCUGUAGGCGAGAUUCCCCGCGGCGAGAUUCCCAAAGUCAGUAAGUAGAUAGAAGGCUUGACAAUUCACUGACAUCAACACGUUAUAUAGAAUACAAGCUCCAAAGUCAAUUAUCCCCUGUUGGGUGCACGGUUUACAUGGGAUCUCAGCACCACUUUUGCACCACUUUGGCUAAGGCUUGACAAUGCCUUAGCCACUCGAGUUAUUACAUGGUGUGGAAAAACCGGCUACCCGCAAGGUUCUGUUUUUUUAGACAUUGAACCUUGCUUUUUAUUGAUAUUGUGCUAAUGUUUUGAGUACAAAAUGUUGUGAAAAUUUGUGAAAGGGUGUUUCUGCAUUGGAGUGAUUUUGAAGAAAUACUUGAACCAA
This is a messenger RNA of Vitis riparia (riverbank grape), 3869 nucleotides long. Its product is annotated as calcium-transporting ATPase 10, plasma membrane-type. The record is from RefSeq and is a predicted model, not a curated record. Bases 293 to 3544 code for a protein of 1083 amino acids. Gene Ontology annotation, biological process: calcium ion transmembrane transport. Lineage: Eukaryota; Viridiplantae; Streptophyta; Magnoliopsida; Vitales; Vitaceae. The transcript is spliced from 37 exons. Gene Ontology annotation, molecular function: P-type calcium transporter activity; calmodulin binding; ATP hydrolysis activity. Gene Ontology annotation, cellular component: intracellular membrane-bounded organelle; membrane.